Messenger RNA from Colletotrichum tamarilloi, 171 nucleotides. RefSeq lists its product as uncharacterized. The record is from RefSeq and is a predicted model, not a curated record. The coding region runs from base 1 to 171 and encodes 56 amino acids. Lineage: Eukaryota; Fungi; Ascomycota; Sordariomycetes; Glomerellales; Glomerellaceae. The transcript has a single exon.
AUGGCAAAAAGCAAGACAGGAAAUGCAGAUAGGAAACGAUGGGAUAAUUACAGCCCAAUGCGUCCCAAAAAGAUCAGCACACCUAACGAAUUGAGUGACCGGGACAGAGACAGGUGGGAGAGACAUAAGCAGUCAAACAGAGACAGAGAAACAGAGACCCGGAGAACGUGA